Pseudocercospora fijiensis CIRAD86 is the source of this 2727-nucleotide messenger RNA. RefSeq lists its product as uncharacterized. The record is from RefSeq and is a predicted model, not a curated record. The transcript is spliced from 2 exons. The coding region runs from base 1 to 2727 and encodes 908 amino acids. Lineage: Eukaryota; Fungi; Ascomycota; Dothideomycetes; Mycosphaerellales; Mycosphaerellaceae.
AUGGCACCUACCGAACCACCACAACACACUGGCGCCAUGCCACGCAAUGCAAGCGCAGAAACAGCUAGUGCUGCGGCGCCAAAUACGACCGCUAUAGUGAUCGGUGCCAGUAUAGGCGCUUUGAUCGCUCUGGCUUGCAUAUUCAUCACGGCUCGCAUAGUUCGGGCACGAAGAGCUCACCGAAAAGCUCUAGCCGCAAUUGAAGAGGGUCAUGCAGUGCCAGGAGCUAUUCGUCAGGACAUGUCUGAAGUGCCACGCCCCGUCAGUGGCUGUUCUGUAAACCGUUUCAUGCCGUUGAACACGCAAGGCGGCUGGGAUGCUCUCGGGUCUAAUGACACCAUCAAUGAACCACAGGCAGUCGCCCAAAAUGGCAAGAGGAAGAGGAACAGAGCUUCUCUUCCAAAGCGUGUCAAGUCGCGUGGCAUCCCUUUGAAGUCGUUCAAGCAACUGUCAGCCAUCAUCGAAAGUCCGAGAGCUCCACCAGAACCGAUGCCAACGGCGAAGGCUGUUGAAAUCAGUCCGAAGGUCCCGCUUAGCUGUACGAUUACGGACGUCCAUCCGGCGCACAGAGAGCAAGUCUUGAGCGCCCCCGAUAGUCCCAAGCCAGCCGUUAUGCCAUCCUUUGCGAUCCGAUCGCCUGGCUCUUACGGUGCUGCCAUUGCGAACAAACCACCGAGGUCCGUCUCGACUGGUGUGCUCACUGACUAUGUCUCGGAUGGUGCGGUAUUUGGAAGUCCUGAGCCCAUGCCAAAUAUGAGCAAAAAGCGCCGCGGGCCUCCCCUACACAUUCGUUCAGUCAGUUUGGGAGGUCCUGCAAGCAGACCUCCAUCAGGUCCUGUUCCUCCGCUUCCAGUGAUUUCGCCAUUGGAGACUGAUUUCGAUGAAGCUCGAAAGGGAGUGUGCAUAUCGCGCAUGUCUUCUUCUUCUAGCAACGGCUCGACUGGUAGCUCUGUCUUGGUCGUCAGUCCAAUUCUGGAACGCAACAAUACGGAUGAUGCUGUUGUCUCGCCCACGGUUGAGGAGAUCGUGGACGACAACGAUGGAGCGAUGAAGACUGUCACCAAGCACCAGUGGCAAGAACCAUCAGUCACUGUGACGAGAGCGACUUCGAAUAUGAAGGCUGGAGGGCAUUCCAGGGCGCGAUCAUCUGUUCGUGGUCGAAUUGUGCGUUCAAGCACCGAUAGUGCCUUGACUCAUAAUCGCCAGACAUCGUCCAGCACCAUCAGCUCCUGCGGAAGUGGCGGCAAUCGAUUGUCAGUACCACAAAUUUGUUCCGCCGAGCGUGUUAGCCUGAGCAGAGUAUCUUCCUCGAACUCUCUCUGCUCAACAGGUGGCAUCCAAAAGAUCAGCACACCAACCAAGCGAGCUCGAAGGCAAAGCUCGGUAUCUGCGUACGGAUCACCAGCGGAGCGCAGACGAGCAAGUGCACUUCGUGAUAUCUCUGGUAAUGCGGUGCUCCGCAAGGACACUCCGACCAGAGAGGCAUCCCAAUCGACCAUCAACUCCGGCAGGAGCAGCAACGGUAACCCGUUUCAAUGGGACACACAGUCGUCAAAUGUGCUGCCCAAGCCGAGCGCUCUCAAAGGCAGUCCAAAUGCCCGCAAGAACCACAAGAGGCAGAAGAGCUGUGUGCGAAUCAGCACACUGACGCCUGAAGUACUUGGCCCGGACCGAAGCAGAUCAACAAGUCCUUCUGGUCUCAUGCAUGAAAUCAAAGAGGAGCGCGAGAGCGAUGAGAUUGUUCGACAGCCAAGCCAAAGACAGAGCUCGAUGUAUCUCGCCCGAGGCGCAAAGCCACCCAGCGCUUCGGCUUCGACUGACAAUCUUCGUAUCCAAACGCUUCGUGCCUCACUCACGCCUAGCUCGCCGACUUUGUCGACCUGGAAUGCGUACCGUGAGACUUCUGGUCUACCAAGUCAACCCUCCGACUCCAACAUGACCACUCUGACCUUGACCGCAAGCCGCCCAGUAUCUCGACAAUCGGACAGAUCAUUCUCGAUUCCCAAAUUCCCAUCGCCAGCAGCACGCAAAUCACAAGCCACCAUCUCGCCCGUGGCAAUCGACACAGCACCAAUGCCAGAAUUCGCCCCUGCAUGUCCAAGCUCAGACGAAGGCGAAGAAAGCCACAGCUCAUCUCCUUUCGCUCUCGACAUGUCCAGCGAAGAGGCAAUGCCCGUCGAAAUCCCCUCCAGCCCACCUCUACCAAUAUCCAAAACCGAAGAAUACGAUCCCGCUUGGCCCAUGAUCAGCUUCAUCCCAACAGCAAGCAGUGAACACGACCCUGCUUCCCCUCCAGACAACAACAACAACAACAACAACAACGACGACGACAUCCGAAGCAGUCUCUUCCUCCCCUUCGCGCGUCCAAUUUCCUACAGCUCCCGCGACUCCGUCAUCAUGGAAGACGAAGAUUCUCCGCCUUGCUCACCAAAAACCCUUCCGGAAUCGCCAACAAUCCCGGCGAAAAAUCCUCGAAGAGCAGAACGCAGAGAGUUUUCUAAACUCACCUCGGAAAAUGCUUCGACGAUUAUGGCGCGGUCGAAAACUGCUCCGCAGCUUGGAUUCCCGGGUGCAGUACCGAUUUUGGCUCCUACGUCGCAGUAUGAUGAAGAUCAGGAUCUUCCACGAUGGGAACCACAACAGCAACAAGAAGGGGAGGAGGUGGAGGAGGAGGAUGUUACACCACCCCCAUGGGUCCACGCCCAGAACCCGCACAAAGCACUUUGA